AUGCCGCGCGAACCGCGGGAGGUACAUCAUGUCGACGACUUUCGACGACUGGCGGCCGAAAAUGACUCCAGCGACGUCGCCAGCUCUCGCUCGGACGACGCCGGCGACGUCGCCUGCGACGCAUUUACGACCACGAGCGACGUCGAGGCGGGCGGCGUGCGAGUUCGCACGGUGGAUCACAACGCGCGGCGCGAGACGGACUACGUGAUCGUCGUUCACGGCACAUUCGACGCGCCGCCCGCGGACGGCGCACGCACGUGGUACCAGCCGCCCGCGCCCGGGGAGCAGAACUUCUGCGCCAAGAUGGGCGCGCUGCUGGCGCGCGGACCCAUCGGCGCGGAGAGCGUCUGGCGGGCGAUUCCGCGCGCGACGGAUUCUCAAGGUGCAGAGUCGCAGGGGGCAGAGUCGCAGGGAUCUGAGGUUUUCAGGAGCGGGUCGCAGACGGGGCAGUCGCAGGGAGGUGCUGCGUCGCAGAAGGGGCAGUCGCAGGGAGGUGCUGCGUCGCAGAAGGGGCAGUCGCAGGGAGGUGCUGCGUCGCAGAAGGGGCAGUCGCAGGGAGGUGCUGCGUCGCAGGAAGGGGGCCAGUCAUGGCAGCGCAUGAUGGACGGUGACGUGCCUUACCCGUUCUUUUGGGACGGCAGCAACACACACGAGGGCCGCGUGAAGGCUGCAGAGAAGCUGGCGCGGCUGUUGGACCUGAUAGCUCGCAGGGACCCCUCAGCGCGAAUCCAUGUAAUUGCUCACUCCCACGGAGGCAACGUGCUUCUUAAAGCCAUCGAGCUCUACAUGAAGAGGCUGCCCACACUGUCUCUCUCCACGCUGCACCCGGCCAUUCGGAAGCGCUUUUGGGCGGCAUACAGGCGAAGAUUUGAUACGAUCAAGAGGUGGCGGCAGGUGGACUGGCCUUCUGGGUGGCGCCUGUUCUUCCCAUCCCUUGUGGUCAUGAGGAGCAUGACAGGCGGGAAGGAGCAAUACCUCUGGGGGGGGGGUGCGAUGCCGUUUCCUCGACUCCCUGCUGGACCUCUUCUCAUCCCCUCCCUUGGAUCUGUGCUCACGAAGAAGGGCAGCAGUAGGCAAGAUCGCCUUUAG
Messenger RNA from Closterium sp. NIES-65, 1089 nucleotides. The record is from the annotation of a GenBank genome assembly. Lineage: Eukaryota; Viridiplantae; Streptophyta; Zygnematophyceae; Desmidiales; Closteriaceae.